Eublepharis macularius is the source of this 3577-nucleotide messenger RNA. It is a transcript of the gene MYOCD, whose product is annotated as myocardin. Gene Ontology annotation, biological process: cardiac muscle cell differentiation; smooth muscle cell differentiation. The coding region runs from base 80 to 2902 and encodes 940 amino acids. The transcript has 14 exons. The record is from RefSeq and is a predicted model, not a curated record. Lineage: Eukaryota; Metazoa; Chordata; Lepidosauria; Squamata; Eublepharidae.
AACAAAAAAACAUGUACCAGAUCUUCAGAGUGGGUUGAAGCCCCUGUUGGGGGCUUCUUCUUUGAGGACCUUCGGCUGAAUGAAGUUUUACAGUUGCGGCUGCAGCAGCGAAGAAGCCGAGAGCAGCUCACCAACCAGGGAGUCAUGCCACAUGGGGAAACUGAGACUGAGAGAGAUAACACCUUGCCCAAGGCCACCCACAUUGAAAAGCCCCUCUACCUUCCAUGAGCAAAAGAAGACUUUGGAGAGAGCUAAGACUGAAGAUUAUUUAAAGCACAAGAUCCGAAACAGACCCGUAUCCUCGGAGCUGGUUGAUAUGCACAUUUUACAGGAUUCAGCCACCGAGGGGUCCAUUCAAGGUACUCAGAUGAAACUAAAAAGAGCCCGUCUUGCAGACAAUCUGAACGAAAAGAUUGCUCUUAGGCCAGGUCCUCUGGAGCUGGUGGAGAAGAAUAUCAUUCCUGUUGACUCAGCUGUGAAAGAGGCCAUCAAAGAUACCCAGGUAAAGUUCUCAAAAUCCUCAGAUGCCUUUGCUUUUGAAGAAGACAGCAGCAAUGAUGGGAUGUCCCCAGAGCAAGUCAGAAGUGAAGAUUCGGAGGGAUCCACGGAAUCAGCAGCAGGAACCAAAAUUUCAGAAGCAGGGUUCCCCUCAGUGUCAGGGACAACUCAGGACCAUUCCAGUACCUUUGAAAAUGAUACUGCUGAUGUGACAUCUCAGCAGAAUAGCCAGCCAGAAAGUCCAAAAGACUUGAACGGGCAACAGACGCCUCCAGUCCCUAUUGCCACAUCAGCAAAGUCAAAACCCUCAAGUGACAGCAAGAACCGCCACAAAAAGCCCAAGGAGACGAAGCCCAAAGUGAAGAAGCUUAAAUACCACCAGUACAUUCCUCCUGACCAGAAGGCCGAGAAGUCUCCUCCUCCCAUGGACUCGGCCUACGCCAGGCUCUUGCAGCAGCAGCAGCUCUUCCUACAGCUCCAGAUCCUCAGUCAGCAACAGCAGCACCGGCACCAUCAGCAUUUCAACUACCCUGGCGCUCACGCCAGUCAGCUGAAGCAACCCAGUGAGCAAGUGGGCAAAACCACAAGCUCUUCCCCAACAGGUGUUGCAAACAGUCCUCUUUCUCCUGUGAAAGGCACCUUUUCAGGACAGCCCUGCAUUUCGACUCUCAAACCGGGUCCUUUGCCAUCCAAUCUGGAUGACUUAAAAGUGUCAGAGUUGAGGCAGCAGCUCCGAAUAAGGGGCCUUCCCGUAUCCGGUACAAAAACAGCUCUGAUGGAACGUCUGCGGCCUUUCCAAGAAUGCAGUGGGGGUUCAGUGCCCAGUUUCAGUGAAAUAACUACAGUCACCUUCCCAGUGACCCCAACAAGCUCUCUCUCCAGCUACCAGUCUCAGUCCUCAGCCAGCCUGUUAUCCAAUGGCUUUUACCACUUUGGCAGCACCAGCUCCACACCACCCAUCUCCCCAGCUUCUUCCGACCUGUCAGUGAACGGCUCCUUACCAGACACUUUCAAUGAAGGACCCAUGUCUUCCCCACAGUUUGUCUUGCAGCCUUCACCUGUGCAGGGUGGGUGUGAAGAGAGUUUGAUAGGAAGCAUGAAUGGAGCUGGCAUGCAGCUGGAAGUGGAAAGAGUUGACACAGAGAAAGACAAGAUGCUGGUGGAAAAGCAAAAGGUCAUCAACGAGCUAACCUGGAAACUGCAGCAAGAGCAGAGGCAAGUGGAAGAGCUGAGGAUGCAGCUUCAGAAGCGCAAAAGGAGCCAUGGAGCAGAGGAGAAGCAACCCUCCGGACAUUUCUUUGGCUUUCCAAUCAAGCAAGAAAACACUGUGUCCAGCUGUCCAUUUGCAUCCAAGCAAGCUACCUUGAAGGGGCAAACCAGCAGCUCUGAUACUCUGAAUAACUGUGGGCCGCCACAGUUGCCCCGCCUUGUAAAUAGCCAUUGCAUGGAAUCUUCAGGGCAAAAUGGCAUACUGUCUUCCACAUUCCUAAGCCCACAAUGCUCCCCCCAGCAUUCUCCACUAGAGGCAGCAAAGAGCCCACAACAUAUCAGCCUUCCCCCCUCACCAAACAGCCAUUACCUCCUUUCAGUGUCCCCCAAUACUCAAGGUGAAGGACGCAGCUGUUCUCCACAGGCAAACAGCCAUUUACACACAACUCCGAUACCAACACAGGGAGGCCAGAAGUAUGCUCUUCUGUCACCCAGCUUCUGUAAGUCAAAUGCUGCCCUUCCAGAAGGAAAACAGCCUCCACCAUACGCUGAUGCAGUGAAGCAGCAGAUGACCCGAAGUCAGCAGAUGGAUGAGCUGUUGGAUGUGCUUAUUGAAACUGGAGAAAUGCCUGCAAAUGCCAAAGAUGACCGGCCUUGUCUUCAGAAAGUGCCUCAGAUAACAGUGUCUUCAGGGACUUCUGGUACAUCUUCCUUACUAAAAGCAUCAUCUACAUUUGAGCAAGGCCCUUCAAGUCAGCUCUCCUUUGAACAUGGCCCUGGCAACAAUGACAGCCAUCUUGAAAUCUUGUUAAAUUCCCACAGCCCAUUGGGGCGAACCAAUGAGGUCACGCUUCUGAAGGUAGGUGGUGAAGAGCCUCACUUUGAAGGGGUGAUGGAAGGAUUUUCCAGCAAAACGGCUGAUGAACUACUCACACCUCAUGAGAUCUUGCCAACACCCCUCUCGCCCAUGGAGACUCAGCUGUCUCCCUCUUCUGGUGACGGAUCUGGUUUGCAUGUGAGCUUCACAGAGUCUCCUUGGGAAACAAUGGAAUGGCUGGAUCUCACUCCACCUAGCUCAGCUAAUGGUUUUGGUUCCCUCACCACCACAGGACCCAGCAUCUUCAAUAUUGAUUUCUUAGAUGUUACUGAUCUCAACUUGAACAGCACCAUGGACCUGCACUUACAACAAUGGUGAACAAGAUGAGCCCUACAAAUGGUGACGUGACCAGCCAUAAAUAAUUUCCACAAAAGGGACUAAGAGAUUAAACCAAGGAACUCUGGUACCAUCCAGGGAGGAAAAACUGGAGUCAGUGUUUCCCUGGACAUAAAUGAACUUUUCAUUACAAAUGGAAUCACCCCCCACAUACAAACAAGCAACCUCAAACAAAAGAUUCUCCUUCUAAUUAAGCAAAUCCACUCAAUUUAGCUAACCUUAGAACUUCCAAACGGUUUCCAAGGGCAGUCCCUUCGUAUGCCUCUGUCCAUUUCAUCCAUAACACAUAAAUCAACUCUUAUCAAGUGCACUAUAUUGUCCCCACUACAGACUGUAGGCAGACCACUAUGUACUCCUGACAGACCCUUUGUGGCUCCCAACACACUUUUGAAAAACCUUUGUCCUCAGCGUAUCUAUGAACACCUUUUUUCACUAAAACCAGCCUGCUGCUAACCAGUGAGCCUUAGUUGAUGGCUUUUCCCUCCCAAAACUAUCAUACAUUUCAUUGAACACCUCUUUCUCUGCCUUGCCUUUUGUUUCUGCAGUUUUAAAGGGACUUGCAGCAGAAUCAGGGCAUGAUUUAGUCUACCUGAAAAGAACCAAAAAAGUAGUUUUUUUUUUUUAAAGAGUUCAGAAAUGAAGUGUCCUUAACGUAGC